AUGGUCAGCCUUGCGACCCGUUACUGGCAAGUCCUGCUUUCCCACGCAUUCUGCGUAGGUCUCGGGGCGGGCUGCAUCUUCAUCCCCUCCGUCGCCAUCAUUCCCCAGUACUUCUCCAAGAAGCGGGCAUUAGCGACGGGAAUAGUGGCGACAGGAAGCAGCAUAGGCGGCGUAUUAUAUCCCAUCCUUUUCCAGAACCUGCUCUUGAGGGUAAAAUUCCCCUGGGCCGCGAGGACAUUGGCAUUCAUCUCACUCGCCACAAACGCUUUUGCUUUUGCUGUAAUGCGGCCCCGGGCGGGAUAUGGGAAGAAAAGUCGGCGCGUCCUCUUUGACUUUUCCGCGUACCGCGACAAAUCCUUCGUCUUCUUCUCCAUAGCCAUGUUCUUCAACUUUUGGUCUUACAUGGCUCCCAUAUACUACCUUCAGCAAUACGCCCUUGCCCACGGGAUGCCUGACGAGGGCCGUUCCGGAGUGGCGUAUUACCUCGUCGCACUUAUCAACGCGGGCUCCGUGUGUGGCCGGGUUCUUCCGGCAUGGCUUGCGGGCCGCUUCGGGCCGAUCAACAUGCUCCUCGCCGUUUCCGUCUCCAUCGCUAUCGUGUCGAUGUGCUGGCUGGCCGUACACGACGGCGCCGGUAGCGUGGUGUUUGCAGUGGCUUUCGGGUUCGCGUCCGGCGGGCUUACAUCGUUGCCACCAACUGUCGUCUCGACUUUGGUGCCGGAUCUGAGUGUCCACGGAACCUGGUUAGGGAUGGUGUCCACGACGAAUGCGUUUGCGUCGCUGGCGGCGCCACCUAUCGCGGGAGCUCUCUUGGAGUCUACAGGUAGCUACCUGGGCAUACAGCUGUCUUCGGGUCUGGGUAUGGUUGUUAUGACUAUAUUUGUGGUAAUCCUGAGGAUAUCGAGAAUUGGCAAGAGUCGAGGAUGGAUAGCAUAG
Molecule: messenger RNA, 936 nt
Organism: Colletotrichum truncatum
Lineage: Eukaryota; Fungi; Ascomycota; Sordariomycetes; Glomerellales; Glomerellaceae
Biological process (GO): transmembrane transport
Cellular component (GO): membrane
Molecular function (GO): transmembrane transporter activity
Source: RefSeq, a predicted model, not a curated record